This is a messenger RNA of Tribolium castaneum (red flour beetle), 12184 nucleotides long. RefSeq names its product unc-13 (gene unc-13). Gene Ontology annotation, biological process: synaptic vesicle priming; synaptic vesicle maturation; presynaptic dense core vesicle exocytosis. Gene Ontology annotation, cellular component: synaptic vesicle membrane; presynaptic membrane; plasma membrane. The transcript has 22 exons. Bases 700 to 8418 code for a protein of 2572 amino acids. NCBI's taxonomy places the organism in Eukaryota, Metazoa, Arthropoda, Insecta, Coleoptera, Tenebrionidae. The record is from RefSeq and is a predicted model, not a curated record. Gene Ontology annotation, molecular function: diacylglycerol binding; phospholipid binding; calcium ion binding.
ACAAAAAACUGAUUUAAAAGUUUGUAGCAAAAGUUUGUGAAAUAUGGAAACAGGAUUGAAACAAAAAAUUCGAUUUCAGGACCUCAAAACCAGUCGAAUCCAUCGUCUAAAAGUGGAAAUAUAGUUUCAUCUGUUCUUUAAUUUUUCCGCUGAUCUUUGCUAUCGCUCUCAAGAUUUAGCUCAAUAAAAGAAAAUUCCCGUCUAACAAAAUUGGCUCCCCUUUGAACAUUCAAAGCCACUUCUCCGAGUUUAGAAAAACUAGUUCCGAACCUGAAUACGUGACACUGCUCACUUGCCAACUCCCGAGAGUGACACUUUUCAUCUUGUUCCUUCCCCAACUAGCGUCGAAAACUAAUAAAUAUUGCGUGGUUGGUUCAUAGGCAGUGUGCGUAACAAACCUUUUUAAAUAAAUUAAUCACUCCACCAACAAUGGCAUUGUCAAGACGGCAAUACCAUGAUUGGUUUAAUCGACCCGUGCUGUGCUAGAAAAUGGUGUCUUGUGGUGGAUUAGUGCAACGAAACAGCAGCGAAAUGUGUGCGGAAUAACGGAAAAAUUCAAACAGAUGUUGAAGCAUGCCUUCUUCCACACGGACGAAACAAUGACUUUAGUGUUGCCAGUGUCUCGUGAUGUUCGCGAGCACGCCAAUCCGCACCAUGCCGCGAAAAAAGACUAAAAUGUAGUGUAAAUUCUGGUGAAAAAUGAGCGAAAACGUGCACCGGAUGGCCGACGGUACCAUGGCACCCGUCAACUACGACGCCAACGUUGACUAUGUCAUCACCGAAUACAUGGAACGGCUCGGAACCAGACUCAACAUCCUUGAAACGGAGCUGAAAUACGCCUGGCGUGCCCUUGAUUUACUCUCACAGGAGUAUAUCAAAAUGUGGGAGAGGUUGGAGAAGUUGGAGGGGUUGUUGUACGAGCAACAGAGUGUCAUUUCCCAAUUGUUGGAUUUUUACACCACGGGGGGCUGUCGCAACAUGGGGGCGGGAGCAACAGCUGGGGAACUGGAAGUGAUUCGUGAGAUUCUGGGCAAUGGGACUGUGGAGGACGGGCUGGAGGAGGGGCAAGACGUGUCAAGGACACAAGAGUUGGAGUUGGAGGAGUUGCAUGUGCCGGAUGAGGCGUUCUAUCGCAGCUUGAACCAGGCGUAUCGGGAGGACUUGGGGGGGCAAGGGUCACAGUUGGGGAUGAUUUGGGAGGAGAAGGAGGAAACUGACGACAACAAUGAGAAGAAAAAUGAUUGUUGUUUGGUUGAAGGCGAGGAGGUUUUUAGUGCUUUGGACUACAAGGACUAUCGGGGGAAUUCCCCGUGUGUUAGUGAACAGGAUAUAGCUCAAUUGUCACGCAUUGACUCCAUAGAUCACGUCGCCAUUGAAAAAUUAAACGAACUGGACCGUUUGAGCAGUAAAUUGCAACAAGACUCAGAUAAUAUUAAACAACUUCAACGUAAACUCCUCGAAUCUCCUCUUUCCAUGUCGCAAGACGACGAACCAAAAGACGAUCCUAACUGGAGUUUCUCCAAUUCCAACCAAACCGACCUCCUCAUCCUCAAAACCGAACUUCCAAACUUCGCCCCACGUCCUAGUUCCCGCCUCUCCGUCACUGAUAGUGUCAUUGCCACUGAUAACGAAGUCGCCGAAGUGCUCGCCGGUGGUUUACGCGGGAGCACCCCCACGUCCCCCCGGCGCGUCGCCUCCUGCACCGCCCCCUUCACCACCGUCACCGGCCGCCUCGCCUACAGCGCCGCUGUCCAAAACAUCGACUCCAAAAACCCGUUUUACAGUAGUCUAGUGGCCGCCUCCUACGAGACCAUCCCCUGCUCCACCCCUUCGAUCUUCAACGCGCGCGCCGAAACCGCCCCCUCGCCCUCCCUCUCCAUCCGCACGCGCCAAGACGGCUACAUUGCAACGAACGACCAGAAAGGUUCACCGAGUCCGCCCCCACCGGCCCCCGAGCCCAACCCAGUCUUCCUAGCCACUGAGCCGGCGCCACAGCAGUCAAUUAAGUCGCCCAAAAGCUCCCCCAAGCGCAAAAACGUCGUCAAAUCCGACUCAGGGCUGUCGUCAAUGAGUGGGUGGUCAAGUCUCGAGAAAUCACCAGGAAGUCCGAAAAUCAACAAAGGGCACCACCAUGACAACACCAUCCUACCUGGUGGCCACCACCUUUCGGCGUUCACGACGGUGAAGUCACCGUGUAGUUUGGAGACGAGCGAAGGGUACGGUACUUUUGUCCCAGCACCGGCCCCAGCCUCCGAUAUUAAUGUGAGUCCAAGGAGGAAAAAACACACCAAGGCGAAUUCUUUCACUUGGAACGACCAACCAGCGAUUUACUCCGUGGCGGGGAGCAACCGCGAGACUUACACUUCUGUCUAUACUAGUAACAGUGCCGAUUAUAUCACCCAGACUAUCAAUUACCCGGAUUUGGUCGAGCCUUACGAAAACAACGAAUUGCAACGAACUACUUCAGGUACCACCGAGAGGAGGAGGUCACUCUCGAGGAUGUUCUCCACGAGUAACGGCGACGGGGUCGCUAACCAUGAAGGUUACAAGACGGCAAUGCAACGCACGAUGUUCCCCACCGGUAACAUCACCGACGCCUUGUCGUACUACCCGACCUCCACCAGAUACGACGAGUACAACGAGGCCUGGCUUAACCCCCAAGAACAACAAGAAAGUCCGAGCAGUUCCAUGCGUUCCACGGAACCCUCGGAGUACAACCAAAGCCCCUACCUGGACCAGAGGAGAAUCUACGAGAACCAGGACAGGUGGAACCAACGGCAGGAGAUCCCUUACUUGGAGCUCGACCUCCGGAACCGGAACGUCCCUGAAUAUGUGGUCCAACAAAACGAGAACAAGUUCUUUGACCCCAGCUCGGUCAUAAUCACUCAGUCGGGCUAUAUUACCAUCAAUUCGGACACAAUCGACUCAUCCCGGGAGGAAAAAAAGAAAUUCAAGCGGGGUAAUACGUUAAAAUCGGCCAUGAGUUCGGUAAGUCAUUGGUUACCAGACCUGCACCUCACCAAGCGACACCGCUCGUAUUCCUUACCGUCGGGGGUCAGGCGGGAGGAUUUGUCCAAACCUAAAAGUAACGUCGGCGGUCGCAAGAAGAAGAAAAACGCGAUUGUGUCCACGGUUUCGGGGAUUUUGCAAAAAGCCAAGCGGAAAAGCUACUUCCACCACCACACCCAGUCACUCUCUGACCCCGAACAGUCCGAGAACGAGUGGGUGUUACAACGGGCCAGUUCUGUGGUCUCUGAAGAUGAUAGAAGUGAGGAUAGUUACAGUAUGUUUGAAGGACAAGCUGAGCGAGACCUCUUCGCCAAAGUGGCGAAACCCAAACCCGAGGACCUCCAAGUGGUUAAAGUGUCUCCACCACCACUCAACGACCACGUGGAGGAGGAAGUCUCCGGCGGGAGCGCCUCCAGUAGCAUUUUCCCCACGGUCGGCGAACCGUCGAAGAAGAGUUCCGAGUCGGAGAAAAGUGACGAAACGGUCAUCACCGAAAGCAAGAUGGUCGUGGUGGUUGGAGGCGCCUCCAUGGAGUUCGCCGUGUCCCGAGCCUUGGGCAAAUACCGCCAACAGAAGCAAACCUCUCUCCCCGACGAUCUCUCCUUGGAGGAACCCCAAGGGGUCGUGAUCGAGGAAAUCGUCGAAGAGGAACCAAAAGUGGACAAGUUGGUCGAACAAAUCAGUACUGAAAGCGAAGUCAGUCACACGGAACCGGUCCUAAGGGCCCAAAAUCGCUACUUGCCCAAACACCAACAAAGUUUGGAAAUACCAGGACAUAAGGAGGACGAUGACAGUCGGAGCACGCACUCCUGGCGGAGCACCUCCCGAGUGUCCUCGCGCCGCCAAAGCACCGAAGACAGCAUCGACAGUGAGGACGAGUGGUAUUGCUACGAGUUGCGGAAGCUGGAGGAGAUGGAACGUCAGUCGCAGCUUGAAGCCGAGAUGGGUGAAACCCUCCGGGAGGAGCCCGAGUUGGAGGAGGAGUACGAACCGUUCGAGGAGGUCAAGGAGCGGAUGUCCUUCGUGUUGCGAGAGCUACGCAUGAAGGCCAAGGUCGUGGAGGGGGUUCUGGAGGAGGGCGACAACAACCUCCACACCCUCCAAGAGGCGAAGAACCGCGAACGCAAAUCCAUCCAUUUGGAGGAGGCGCACAUGUUGUUCGACAAAAUCGCCCAAAACAUCAAGGAGGAGGAGGAGGAGCAAGCCAAGGACGAGGAACACUCCUCGGGGGAGACCUCCGGGCCGGACUCCCCCCAGCAGAGCGAGAACGAGGAGGAGAACACGGAGGAGUUUGCCAGGUGUCACGUCACCCCCCGUGAGGAGGAGCAAGCUGAGGAGGCUUCCGCCGUCCCCGAAAUCCAGGUCGAACCGGAAGUGGCGAAGCCCGAGACCAAGGAAACCGCCGGGAGUAAGUGGAAGCUCUUGAAGGCUUUGAAGGAGCGGAAGGCGGAGGAGAAGAGCAACCAGGACAAGGUUGAGCCAGCUAGUGAGAAGGACAAAAACGGGUCUGGACUUGGAGGCGAUUCCGGCGGACGGACAAAUGGCCAUCCAGGAGAUAAUCCAUUCUACAGUAACAUCGACAGUAUGCCGGAUAUCCGGCCACGACGGAAGUCCAUACCGUUGGUUUCCGACUUGACAAUGGCAGCGACGAAACGAAACGCUGGUUUGACGUCAGCAGUUCCUCGAGCAACUCUCAACGAUGAAGAACUGAAAAUGCACGUUUACAAGAAAACCCUCCAGGCGCUGAUUUACCCCAUCAGCAGCACCACCCCCCAUAACUUCGUCCCGUGGACGGCCACCUCCCCCACCUACUGCUACGAGUGCGAGGGGCUGUUGUGGGGCAUCGCUCGGCAGGGGGUGCGCUGCACCGAGUGCUCGGUGAAGUGCCACGAGAAGUGCAAAGACCUCCUCAACGCCGAUUGCCUGCAAAGAUUACUAAAGCUAAGGGCGGUUGUGAAUCGAUUAAAAUUGUUCAAAUCGUGGAUGUUUCUAGGAGCCGCUGAGAAAAGUUCCAAACAUGGAGCUGAAGAUAAAGCCAACAGUAUUAUAACAGCAAUGAAGGAGCGAAUGAAGCAAAGGGAACGAGAGAAGCCUGAGAUCUUCGAACUUAUCAGAACAACAUUUUCAGUGGAUCCAGACACACACAUUGAUUCAAUCGAGCAAGCGGAGCAAAUGACUAUAGAGGGCACGUCCAAGUGGUCAUGCAAGAUUGCUAUCACAGUCAAAUCCGCACAAGGACUCAUCGCCAAGGACAAGAGCGGCACCUCCGACCCCUACGUCACCGUCCAGGUCGGCAAAGUCAAAAAACGCACAAGGACCAUGCCCCAGGAGCUGAACCCCGUCUGGGACGAGAAGUUUUAUUUCGAGUGCCACAACUCCUCCGACCGGAUCAAAGUGCGCGUUUGGGACGAAGACAACGACCUUAAGAGCAAACUCAGACAGAAGCUGACCAGGGAAUCGGACGAUUUCCUCGGACAGACUAUUAUAGAAGUGCGGACUUUGUCCGGAGAGAUGGACGUUUGGUACAAUUUGGAGAAACGAACGGACAAGUCCGCCGUUUCCGGCGCGAUUCGCUUACACAUAUCGGUGGAGAUCAAGGGGGAGGAAAAAGUGGCCCCAUAUCAUGUACAGUACACUUGCCUUCACGAGAACUUGUUCCAUUAUCUGUGCGAGCAGAACAGCGGAGUUGUGAGUCUGCCGCAGGCCAAGGGGGACGAUGCCUGGAAGGUGUACUUUGAGGAGGCUGGGGAGGAGAUUGUGGACGAGUUUGCAAUGCGGUACGGGAUCGAGUCGAUUUAUCAGGCGAUGACGCAUUUUCACUGCCUCUCGACCAAGUAUCUGUGUCCGGGGGUGCCAGCUGUGAUGAGUAUGCUGCUGGCGAAUAUUAAUGCCUAUUACGCACACACGACGGCUUCGUCGGCCGUUUCGGCGAGCGAUCGAUUCGCUGCCUCCAAUUUUGGGAAAGAGAAAUUCGUAAAACUCCUCGACCAGCUGCACAACUCCCUCCGCAUCGACUUAUCCAUGUACCGCAACAACUUCCCGGCUUCGAGCCCCGACAAACUAAUGGACUUGAAAUCCACCGUCGACCUCCUCACCAGCAUCACCUUCUUCCGGAUGAAGGUCCAGGAGUUGACAUGUCCACCACGUGCCAGCACCGUCGUCAAAGACUGCGUCAAAGCCUGUCUCCGCUCCACAUAUCAAUUCCUCUUCGAAAACACCUACGAGUUGUACAAUCGCGAGUUCCAAAGCGACCCCAAUGAGCCCAAGCGCGACCCCGAAGACCACGGCCCACGCCUCGACAGCGUCGACUUCUGGCACAAGCUCAUCGCACUUAUUGUGUCCGUUAUCGAAGAAGAUAAGAACAGUUAUGGGCCGGUGCUGAACCAGUUCCCCCAGGAGCUGAAUAUCGGACAACUUUCGGCAGCCACCAUGUGGAGUUUGUUUGCUGUGGAUAUGAAGUACGCUCUGGAGGAGCAUGAACAGCAUCGACUGUGCAAAAGCUCGGCUUAUAUGAACUUACAUUUCAAGGUGAAAUGGCUGUACUCGAAUUAUGUCAAAGAUGUGCCUCCUUAUAAAGGUGCAGUGCCUGAAUAUCCUGCAUGGUUCGAGCCCUUCGUCAUGCAGUGGUUGAAUGAGAACGACGACGUUUCCCUCGAAUACCUUCACGGUGCCUUCAAUAGAGACAAAAAGGACGGCUUCCAAAGAAGCAGCGAACACGCCCUCUUUUCCAAUUCCGUCGUGGACGUCUUCACCCAACUGACCCAAUGCUUCGACGUCGUCUCCAAACUGGAAUGUCCAGACCCGGAGAUCUGGAAGCGCUACAUGAAACGCUUCGCCAAAACCAUCGUCAAGGUGCUAAUAGCGUACGCUGACAUCGUCAAAGGGGAGUUCCCCGAACACGUGAAAGAGGAACGAAUUGCUUGCAUUCUUAUGAACAAUAUCCAACAAUUACGGGUACAAUUGGAGAAGAUGUUCGAGUCAAUGGGGGGCGAAAAGUUGGAAGAAGACGCUGCGAACAUUCUCAAGGACUUGCAACAAACCCUGAACGGGUGUUUGGACGAAUUGGCCACGCAGUUCGCCUCCAGCCUUGAGCCGCGCAUUACCGUCAGUGUGAAGGAACUAGGCGACCUCCUUUUGAGUAUUAAAGGAGGAGGUCAGCCUGGAACCACCCAACCAGCGCAGAGAAACGUCGUAGCAUCGGAAGCUGACGAAGUGUUGCGACCUCUCAUGGACCUCCUUGACGGUUCGCUCUCCCUCUAUGCUCAAUCGUGCGAGAAGACUGUCCUCAAACGCCUCCUCAAAGAGUUGUGGAAGAUCGUGAUGAGGAUCCUUGAGAAAACGGUGGUCUUGCCACCAAUGACGGACAAAACGAUGAUGUUCAAGAGCCUGACUGACAAUGCGAAAAACCUCGCCGCCAAAACCAAAAUCGAGGACAUGUCCACACUGUUCAAAAACCACAUGGCGGGCAAACAGGACGUGAAGAACGCCCUCAGCGGCGUUAUGGACAUUUCGAAGGAGGUGGAGAAGAACCUCUCCCCCAAGCAGUGUGCGGUGCUGGACGUGGCCUUGGACACCAUCAAGCAGUACUUCCACGCGGGCGGGAACGGCCUGAAGAAGGCCUUCUUGGACAAAAGCCCAGAAUUGCAAAGUUUGCGUUACGCCUUAUCUCUCUAUACGCAAACGACUGACACUCUUAUCAAAACUUUCGUCACGACGCAAAUUAACGAAGUGCCGCUUAACAAUAAAGAAACAAUGCUCCAACGACAAAUUUCGAUCGAGCGUGACGAGACCGAGACGGGACUUGAAGCGUUAGAAGAACCAUUGAAGGCUAAAAAACGAAGAGAAAGUCGACAAGACACUUUGGAUGGCCAAGAGGGCAGUGUUGGCGAAGUGUCGAUUCAAGUGGAUCUAUUCACACAUCCAGGCACAGGCGAGCACAAAGUUACCGUCAAAGUUGUUGCCGCCAAUGAUUUGAAAUGGAACGUCGUUUCGGGAAUGUUCCGACCGUUCGUGGAAGUGAAUCUGAUUGGUCCGCACCUCUCCGACAAGAAGCGGAAACACGCGACGAAAUCCAAGGCCAAUAACUGGUCGCCGAAGUAUAACGAGACGUUUCAUUUUACUAUUGGUAACGAGGAGCAGUUGGACUACUUCGAGUUGCACAUUUGCGUCAAGGACUAUUGUUUCGCUCGCGAGGACCGACUUGUGGGCGUGGCCGUGAUGCAGCUCAAGGACAUCGUGGAGAAGGGCUCGUGCGCCUGCUGGCUGUCAUUGGGUAAACGCAUCCAAAUGGACGAGACUGGUUGGACGAUUCUGCGCAUCCUCUCUCAACGCACAAAUGAUGAAGUGGCGAAGGAGUUUGUCAAAUUGAAAUCGGAUAUACGUCAGGAAAACCCCCUUCCGAACCAGUAAGACAGACGGCAGUGUUUUCUCAAAGCUGUGUUCAUAAUCCAUUUCAAGCAGUGUAUAAAAAAAAAGUCGGACCGUCCUUACAGACUGUUGACGUCGUUUGAUAUCAUUAUAUUAACAUUUUAAAAUAAUAUUUAUGUGCCUCCUCACCCGAACAUUAAAACAAUAAAAUUAUUAUGAUAUGCCACAAGAAAGAAUAAAACAAAAACAAACAAACUACAUGUCUAAUCACACAAAACUUAUUCAAAUAUAUUGUAAAAAGUACGCAAUAAAACAAUGAUGAUGCAUUACAUAUUUACAUUCCUCUCAUGUAUUUGUACUUAAAAUGUGAUUCAAGUAGCAUAAGAGAUUAAGUAAUAAAAUAUUUCAUAGAUAUUUUUUUAUGCAUGAGAGAACGCGGUGUGCGACAGCGUUUUUCAUCUAUCUUUCUAUGCACAAGGGGCGGAAUACACAGCAAGGAUCCCAACACACGUGGCUCAGUGUUUACCCAAAAAAAAAAGGUUUUUUGAAUUUUUUGGCCAAAGUAGAUUUAUAUUCUAUCAAAAAAUAUAAAAAACGUAUUCGGGAAGUAGAGUUUUCGAAAAAAUUCACAUGAAAUCGUAAAUUCUAUAAAUUUAGCAAAGAGUUUCUAAAUUUCUCGUUUCUAUGAUCUAGAAUUCACAGGUCUAAAAUUCUAAAUUCUAAAAGAUCUUAGCAACUCUAGAAUAAAUAAACUUAAAAUUUGAAAUUUCACACUUCUAGAACUACAAAAUCUUAGAUAUAGAAUCUAGUUACAUAAGAUUCGAAACUCUAAAAUUUUUUAUUUCUAAAUUUUUUGAAUUCACGAAAUUCUAUUGAAUUUGGACAAAAACAUCUAAAAUUCUAGAUCCUGUUAUUUCUUUUUGGUUUUUUAUUCUAAGAUUCAUAAAACUUUAUAAAAUUUAAGGCAAUUGAGUCAAAAAUUCCAAAUUUGGUUUUUAUAUUUUAGUCUGUGUUUUUGAACUUGAAGAUCUACAAACUUUUGAAGUUCUAAACUUUUGAAAUUUAAAGUUCUAAUCUCUAUAACUUUUGGAUAAGUUUUAGAAUCAGAUUACAGUUAUUAUUAGACAUAGUUUCCUAUUUCUAACUUUGGUAGCUUUGAAUUUUCGAAACAAUUCCUUAGAAUUCUAUAGAAUUUUAGACUAUUUUAUCGUAAAUUCUCUAGAAUUCUAUAGUUCUUAGAAUCCAAAACUACAAAAACAGCAAAGAAUUCUAUAAAAUUUAUGUCAAAAUAAUCUAAAAUUCUAAAUCUUGUGUUCUUAGACUUCUAAAUCUGAGAUAACAAAACGAGUUUAUGAAAAUAGAAACUAAAGAUUCAUAUUUCUAAACCUUUGAAUUCUAAGAAAUUCUAGAAUCUUAGACUAUUUUAUCGUAAAUUUUCUAGGAUUCUCUAGAAUUACAUAUAAUUCUACAAAAACAACAAAGAAUUCUAUACAAUUUACGACAAAAUUAUCUAAAAUUGUAAAUCUGCAUUCUUAGAUUUCUAGAUAUGCAUUAGAGUCUAUGAAAAUAAAAACUAUGGGUACAGAGUUCAAUACUAGAGCUUUUAAUACUAAGGAAUUUUAGAAUUUUAGAAUACUUUGUCGUAAAUUUUCUAAAAAUUUUAAAUUCUUAGAAUCCCAAGCUACAAAAACAACAAAUAACUCUAUAGAAUUUAUAUCAAAAUAAUUCAAAAUUCUAAAUCUGCAACAAAAAAACGAGUUCAUGAAAAUAGAAACAUAAGAUUCAGAUUUCUAAACUUUCGAAUUCUAAGAAAUUCUAGAAUUUUAAACUAUUUUAUCGUAAAUUUCCUAGAAUUUUUUGGAAUUCUAGAAUUCUAUACAAUUCUACAAAAAGAGCAAAGAAUUCUAUAAAAUUUACGACAAUAUUAUCUAAAAUUCUAAAUCUGCAUUCUUAGAUUUCUAAAUAUGCAUUAGAGUCUAUGAAAAUAAAAUCUAAAGAUUCAAACUUCAGUACUAGAGCUUUACAUUCUAAGAAAUUUUAGAAUUUUAGAUUACUUUAUCGUAAAUUUUCUAAAAUUCUUUAAUCCUUAGAACCACAAGCUACAGAACAAAAAAUUCUAAAGAAUUUAUGUCAAAAUCAUGUAAAAUUCUAAAUCUGUAUUUAUUUUAUCGUAAAUUUCAUAAAUUCUCUAAUUCCUAGAAUGCGAAGCUACGAAAAUUUACGAGAAAAUAGUCUAAAAUUCUAUAUCUUUAAUGUUAAAUUCCUAAAUCUGCUUUAAAAAAAGGGGUUCAAAAAAACUAAAAAUUCAGAUUUCUUAACCAAAUUUUUGGGUUUUAUACAAUUUUAGACUUAAACUACACUCAUUCCUAUUAAUUUUUUUUGGUUUCGUAUUCUAAGAUUCUAAAAGUUCUAAAAAAUUUAAGAUAAAUGAGUCUAAAAAAAUCUAGAAAAAAUCUUGAGGAGUCGAAGAAAAUAUAUAAAAUUCUAAACUCAAAAAUUUUUGAGUUUUAUAGAAUUUUAGAUACAAAUCGUAGUCCUCAUUAGGUGUAGCUUUCGAUUUCCAAAUUUUUUAGUUUCGGGUUCAUAAAAUUCUGUAGAACUUGCGAUAAGUGAGUCUAAAGUUCUAAACCUUGUAAGAUUGUAGAUCUUACUUCUAAAAUGAUUUAAGAAAGUUGAAAAAAGUCAAAAUUUAGUGUUAAAUGUUGAGACAUGUGUUUCCAUCAUAUCUUGUCCAUGCUGUGUGUCUUUGCCCCUCCUUGAAAUCUCGCCUUACAUUGACCUUCAUGCGUUCUGUCUCAACUUCUCGCUUCUAAAACUAAAUGUGGACAUUCUGCAUCGCAUUCUUCACUGUGAUAUUCAAGUACAGUGUGUAUUCGUGUCGUCUGUGUUGUCUACAUGUGCCGAAACGCAAUGUCUAGCAAUUUUCUCUAACCAAAAAAAAAAACAAACCAAACCGCUGUAUUUUCUACAAGUCGACAAUAUCUUUCCUCUUUUUGAAUGCAAGAAUCUUAGAUUUAAGCGGUCGGGCGAACUGAUUAGAUAAAUGAAGAAAUUUCUCAUCUGUAUCAAUCAUGAUCUUCCAUUCGAAGAAAUUGGAUCUGUUUUAUGUAAACGAAAGUUCCUUGAAAAAUUUCACAUAAAACAGAUGAUCUGUAUCAUAUCCAUUCGGGGUGCUCUCAGUCCAUUUUUCUCAUUAGACUGAACUUUCAACAAUAACUUUCUUGAUGUUGCUACAAGUAUUUAGACUCACGUUCAUCACGUUUUUCGUUGGUGGUUAAGUGUUUUUGAAAAAUUUUUUUAACGAUUUGCUGGCAAAGUCGUACAAAACUUCUCUAGAUUAAUUCCAUCAAUUGUAAUUUGUAUGUAACAUAGGCGUACUUGUCUUUUUUAAUUUUAUAAAGUUUCGUUUUCACAAACAAUGACCAAGCAUGUAAUUAUAUACUAAUGUAAUCACAAAUUAACGUAAAUUUAUGUAAAUGCAUAAUGUUAAUACGUAAUUGUAAAAAAUAAAUGCAAGUCCUUAUUACUUAGGACUAACUUAAAACAAAUAUUGUAUUCUUGUUAAAUCGGCCAAUCUCGUUUUCAGAUUGGACGGUUACUCUGUUGUAAAUAAAAUAUUUGCUGUAAAAAUUAUCUUACAUUUUUCGAUUUUUCAUUAUAACAUGGACCAUUGAUUCGAUUCUAAUUUGUUAGCCUAUCAAAAUGCCACGCCAUUGUUCAAAGCGACAUUUUCUUAGGCUAGUUUUACUGUUGAUUUGUUACUGGACGAUGUGACAUUUUAUUUGUCCAAAUAUACGCAUCACAAGCA